AUGGGGAACACGCUGAGCUGUUGUUUGCGCCCCAAAGUCAGCCGCAGGCGAGGUCUGCGUAGGUGGCCUGAGGAUCUAUCCUUCAGCUCUGACAUCAAUGAGGCGGUGGAAAGCAAAGGUGCAGGCCAAGACAGAAGGAACAUGUCCAACACCAGUGCCAGACCCAUUUGGGGCCCGAGCUGGCUGUGUGGGGUGGUGUCUGACAGCUGUGACAUCUAUGAGGCAGUGUCAAGCAUAAGUGCAGAGCAAGGCAGAGAGGAGCAGAGGCCGGGCAGAGGGAUCAUGGUCCUCCCCAAUGCCAGACCCAAGCAGAGCCAGCACAGAGUGCACUGGGCAGAACCGAUCUGCAACUAUGACAUCAAUGAGGGGGAGAUGGUGGCGCCAGACCCUACUGCUGUGGCGCCUGCCCUGUGGGAUUUGGGAGCCGGUGACGGCCAUGACCUGCAGCACAUCAGUGACCAAGAGAUGCUCAAAGCUUUAAAAAGAAUCUUUUUUACUCACCUCACUUAUGACAUUGCUUCCUCUUCUUCCUCUACAGGUAUUGCUUCUGACCAUCCGAGGGCAAGCACACUCUUCCUGAGAAAGUAUCAAAUGAGUGUGCAAGGAAAGAGGAGAAGCUUUUGCCUGUAUUCUAUACCUCCUUGGCAUCUUGAUAGAAAAUACAGCUCGUGUUCCACCAUAUUGCUAGAUAACAGCACAGUCAGCGAGCCUGAUCUCAGGCACACAUUAGAAAGUGUGACUUUGGCAAUAUAUUACAACAUAAAGCACAGAUAUGGAAAUAGAUCUCUGGCUAUUUUUGAUAAGCCAAUACAUCCACUUUCACAAGAAAAGAUUCCAGGGAAAUCCUUUGAGGAUGAUCCCAAACGCAACUGCAUUUUCAGAUAUUUCUGUACUCUUUUUAAAGUCACAAAACUAACAGCUCCAGGUGCAAUCGUAGCAUUGGUGUACAUUGAACGCCUUUUAACUAAUGCUAACAUCGAUCUUUGUCCUACUAAUUGGAAACAAAUUGUUCUCGGAGCCAUGCUUCUGGCCUCCAAGGUUUGGAGAAAUUGUCAUCUGUGGAGUGUGGAUGACAGCCAGAAUCCCAAGGAUGUUGCAGCUGAGACAAUGAGUACGAUGGAGAAGUGUUUUUUGGACCUACUUGAGUUUAAUAUUCACGUGUCUGCCACUGAUUAUACGAAAUAUUACUUUGACUUGCGUGCCUUGGCAUACGACCAUGACCUGUAUUUUCAUUUUAGUUUUCUUCACAAAGAUAAAGCACAGAGAUUGAAGGCUAUGUCACGGCUGUGUGAAUACAAAGACUUGCAUCUAGGCGUCGCCGCUAUGAGAAGGGCCGUCAGCAUGGAUUUCAUCGGUGCUCGGCAUACUAAUGCCAUCUUAUCUUAA
Messenger RNA from Cebus imitator (Panamanian white-faced capuchin), 1386 nucleotides. RefSeq names its product cyclin-Y-like protein 1. The record is from RefSeq and is a predicted model, not a curated record. Gene Ontology annotation, cellular component: plasma membrane. The coding region runs from base 1 to 1386 and encodes 461 amino acids. Gene Ontology annotation, molecular function: cyclin-dependent protein serine/threonine kinase activator activity. Gene Ontology annotation, biological process: regulation of canonical Wnt signaling pathway; regulation of protein kinase activity. The transcript is spliced from 10 exons. NCBI's taxonomy places the organism in Eukaryota, Metazoa, Chordata, Mammalia, Primates, Cebidae.